Colossoma macropomum (tambaqui) is the source of this 3462-nucleotide messenger RNA. RefSeq names its product class I histocompatibility antigen, F10 alpha chain-like. Bases 123 to 1412 code for a protein of 429 amino acids. Gene Ontology annotation, cellular component: external side of plasma membrane. Gene Ontology annotation, biological process: immune response. The record is from RefSeq and is a predicted model, not a curated record. Lineage: Eukaryota; Metazoa; Chordata; Actinopteri; Characiformes; Serrasalmidae. The transcript has 11 exons.
AAACAAAGUAGUCGUAACGGACCAGACUGACACCGUAGGAGAAAGGAAAGUAGGGAAAACCGACUCUUCUCAGCAGAAGAUCAUCCAGAGUGAUUUUACUGAUCUAAGUGGUAAAGGUGGUGAUGGGGGCUCCGGCAGUCUGUGUGGUCUUCCUCAGUGGAGUGGUCGUCUCUGUUCUCGGAGAUCCACACUCUCUGUACUACAUUUACUCCGCCCUCUCCAAAGAUGUCGCUCUACCAGGGAUCUAUGAGUUCACAGCACUGGGUCUGCUCGAUGACCGGGAGAUCGACUACUACAACAGUAAGGACCAGGUUAAGGUUCCUAAGCAGGACUGGAUGAGGGAGAAGAUGCAGGCAGAUUACUGGGACAAAGGCACCCAGUCUCGCAAGAGCAAAGAGCAGUGGUUCAAGGUCAACGUGGACAUCCUGAUGCAGCGAAUGAGACACACAAAUGAUACCAACCUUCACGUUCUUCAGUGGAGACAUGGCUGUGAGAUCGAUGAAGCAGAUGGAAGUGUCAGAUUUCUGAGAGGCAUUGAUGAGUACAGCUACGAUGGGUCAGAGUUCCUCUCCUUUGAUGAUGACAACAUGCGGUGGAUCGCUCCAGUUCCAGAAGCUCUGCCAACCAAAAGGAAAUGGGAUGAUGUGCCCAUCCUGAACCAGUACACCAAGGGUUACCUGGAGAAAGAAUGUGUGGACUGGCUCACCAAAUUCAUGGAGUACGGAAAAGAAUCACUGAGAAAACACUCCAAACCAGAUGUUCAUGCAUAUGCAAAGAAAUCUACAACUAACUCAGGCAAGCUGACCCUGACCUGCCUGGCCACGGGCUUCUACCCCAAAGACGUGAAGAUGAGUGUGAGGAAGUUCCGCACUUCACUGCCUGAACAUCUACUAACAUCUUCAGGAGUCAGACCCAAUGAUGAUGGAACCUACCAGCUGAGGAAGAGUGUGGAGAUCCAGGAGGACGAAAAAGCAGAAUAUGACUGUUAUGUGACUCACAGCUCCCUCGACAAACCGAUAAUUAAACAAUGGGUACCAAGUUCAGGUUCAGGAAUGGUUGGAGCAGUGAUUGGCGGAGUGGUGGUGCUUCUGCUGAUUCUCGGUGGGAUCAUCUUCGCCCUUAUAAAGAAGGGGAUAAUUGUCAUUCCAGGUGCUGUAAAUGCUGCGCCUGCCCUGCAAGCCCCGCCAAAUGGUGUGAUUGUUCCUGAAGAACCCUUGACAGCUGACCGUAAAGCUGGUGGUUCUGACUCCGGUUCUGACUCUGGACAGGGAACUGGCUCAACCAAUAGCAGCAAUGAAAACAUUGUGGAUGGAUCAUCUGACUCUGGUGGGGCCAGCAAUGGUGGGUCAGGAAUACCCAAUGGUCAGUCUGAUCAAACAGAGGAGCAGACACUGCUGACUGCUUCACCUUAAACUCAGCAGGACAAAUUAUCGAAACUCCAGAACAGAGGAAGUGAAUUACACUGGAACUCCAGAUCAUUCAGGAUUCCACACCAGACUUUCUUACAGCACAGACUCUUUUCCUUUCUUUUAUUAAGUCAGUACUUUUACAUCACUGUUACGUUAAAGCUGCACUAUGUAAGAUUUGGGUAUUUGGAGACCUCUCUGAUGGAAACGUGUAACUGCACACAACAUGCAAUUUUGUAACAUGGGUCUGCGCGGGACUGUUUUUUCAGUUUCGCUCCCACAAGGUUUCAUCCUGCUCCCCUAGAAAAUCGUAAUCGUUUGUACCGUUCAAGCCCACAACUGAAAUGUGUUUUCCUGCUUCCGCCCAAACAGUUCCAUCAAGGCAAAGUGACAUUCAAUAUCUGACACAGUUUAUUCAGAAAUACAUUCCUCUCUGGUGAAAUAACACGGCAGUCAUGGUCAUCAGGCUCACUGUGAGUAACUUCACCAAACGCCGUUUAUUCACCAUUUAAACACAAAGCAGGAAUUAAACCACAGAGCGGCUAUUUUUGGUGUUUUGCGGGGCAGCUGUGGCCUUCAUAUCAUUUAGGGGUGGUUCUGCUUUAUUCAGGCUGUUCAUUAGUUUGUGGCGCUUCUCUUCAUGCGUGCUUCAUCCCGCUCCCGCCUGCAGUGGGCUGGUUUCCCUCCCGCUUCCACUCACAACACUGAACAUUAGACCCAGAAGGCAUUGUGGCGGGUCCAGCGGGAAUCCGCAGGAUUGCAGACCCCUACUUCAAACCCCUUCCCUGAGGAGAUGAGUCUGAUGACUGAGAGUAAGACGCGUCUUCUGAGGAUGUGAAUCAAUAAUUUACUGUUCUCAUCAUAUCUUCAUCAGUAUAAUGUUGAUUUUGAGAUCAUUUGAGGCGUAAACAUCGAGGCGGACCUUCUUUUUGAGUCUAUGUGGCGUUAAAUGAAGUUAAAAUGUAAAGAUGUACAAUGUGGUGUGAAAAACUCUCGACAGGGCGACUCAGAGUGGCGCACACUCGCCGUAUUUUAGCCUAAUUUUGUUCUCCUCACUUAGUAAUGAUACUUAUUUCAGUUUCAACAAAAACAACCUACAUAGUGCAGCUUUAACAGAAAUCCUCCAUAAUAGAAACUACAUUCCAGUACUCUUAAUGAUAAACAGCAAAAAACUAAGCAAAAACUCAACAAAGAUGGAAACAUUUUGAUUUAUGAAUAGAAAAGGAUUAAUACAUCGUUAUAAUGAAAGAUUAUUCAUUUUAAUAAGUUUAUAAUAAUGCAUUUAUUAAGGCAGAUGGUUAUGUCUAUUUUCUACUGCUAAGUUUUUAGCAUAAGUUCACCAAGCCAAAGAUUUAUACACAGAACAUUAUUGCUUCCAUUCAAGCUUUUUAUGAAUCCCUUAUCAGCACUGAGCAAAACAUGUCAAUUUUAAAAGCUCAUAUUCAUAGGCGGUUAUGCAGACUUCCUUUCUGAUAUAUUUGUGCUUUUAAUUGAUUUAUUUAGCAUCUGUUUUAAUCAUGAGCUGAUUGUAUUCAGAGUACUGCUUUAGUGUUAAACUACUUGUUAUGCAAUGUCACACGUGCACCAGCUUCAUUAAAAAAUGCACUUAAGCAUAAGACAGUUUAAACUUAAGACUGUAAAGGGCUUGUAAAUGUAACUGUACUCAGGAAUGUUAAAUGGUCUGUGUUCAGUAUGGACUCUUUACAGAGACACUGUGUCUGUAUAGUAACAGUCUUGUGUUUAACACCACUGUACAGUGCAGGAAGCUGUUAGCUAGAACUGUUAAAUCAGCAGAUUAAAAUGGUAAACAGUGAAUACAGUCUGCAGAGGAAGACUGUCUCUAUACUGAGUGAGUUUAGUAUUUGAGUCUCUCUCAUCUGGACCUUUUAGAGCAACAGCAGAAAAAAAAGUCUGUUAAAGAUCCAAACUGAACAAAACCAGACAGAACUUACUGGGGACCUUUUAUACAGUUUACUGUGUGUUUAUAUGGAUUGUAUAUGUAUGUAUUUUUAUGAUUACAGAAACUUCUUAACUCUGAAAUCUGAUCUGUUUAGUC